This is a messenger RNA of Hydatigera taeniaeformis, 615 nucleotides long. Lineage: Eukaryota; Metazoa; Platyhelminthes; Cestoda; Cyclophyllidea; Taeniidae. The record is from the annotation of a GenBank genome assembly.
AUGGGUAUCGACGGAGCCGUUCUCGUUCAUCGAGUCGUCAGUCGAAGCACCGCAGUGGCAGGAGUCGAACCCAAAGUCCGCAAGUUUAGAUUUGAAACUUUGUAUGAGUCGCCGUCUGGAAUAAAAAUUCAGUUGAAACCUCUAGUUCUAGCCUCAGACAGCGAGAGGCUCCGCAAUCAGGACAUUGACUUUAUCAAGACGUCAGGCUUUGUACAGACAGCCUUUCGUUCUUCACGAAGUGGGGACCAGGCGAGUGCCUUCAAGGUACCAUCGGAUAUGGGUAGCAGUGGCACUGCAGCAGGAUUGAACACGGUUAGUGUCGCAAGCGGCCAGUAUGAGGCAUUGGUACGCGAGCGGGCCCACGAGGCGGCCAUUUUUGGGAUAGGACAUUCUCAACCCCUCGAUAGCCUCUGUUUGGGUGCGCGGCCCAGUGAUGAUGGCGGCGGUGGUAGUGAUGGUGGUCAAAAGUUCGUGCCCACUACGCAAGUGGUCAAAGAGAUUGUUCAUCCUUGUUUGAAAAAGAAUAAGGCGUUGGCCUAUCGUGAGUGGGCGGCUCGACUAAAUGACUUAGCCAAUGCACGACGUCAGUCACGACAGUCGGUUACCUCACAAUGA